AUGUCUACUGCUUAUUCAGAUAUCCAAAAGCCAACUAACGAUUUGUUAAGUCGUGACUUCUUCCACGCUGCUACUGCUUCAGUUGAUGUUAAGUCUACUGCUCCUAAUGGAGUCGCUUUUACUGUCAAAGGUAAGACAGCUAAGGACAACUCAAUUGCUGCUUCAGUUGAUGCUAAAUAUGCCGACAAGUCUAGUGGAUUGACCUUGACUCAGGGCUGGAAUAACGCCAACUCUUUGAACACCAAGAUCGAGUUGUCUGAGUUAUUGACCCCAGGCUUGAAAGGUGAGUUAAACACCUCCGUCGUUCCUAACGGUCCUCGUAAUGCCAAGUUGAACUUCUUCUACCAACAAUCAGCCGUUAAUGCUAGAUUAUUCUUUGAUUUAUUGAAAGGUCCUGUCGCAACUGCUGAUUUGGCUGCUUCUCACGAUGGUUUUGUUGCUGGUGGUGAAUUAGGUUACGACAUUGCUUCUGCCAAGGUCAACAAGUAUUCUGUUGGUGUAGGUUACGCUAACCCUAUCUAUACUGUUUCCGCAACUGCAACUUCUAACUUGUCCGUUUUCACAGCUGCUUACUACCACAAGGUCUCCCCCUUAGUUGAAGCAGGUGCAAAGGCCACUUGGGAUUCUGUCAAAUCUUCCAACGUCAGUGUCGAGUUUGCUACCAAGUAUGCUUUAGACAGCAGCGCUUUCAUCAAGGCUAAAAUUGCCGACUCAGGAUUGACUGCCUUGGCAUAUUCUCAAAAAUUGAGACCAGGUGUCACCUUGGGAUUAGGAGCUUCUUUUGAUGCCUUGAAAUUGGCCGAGCCUGUGCAUAAGCUCGGUUUCUCUUUGUCCUUUUCUGCUUAA
Molecule: messenger RNA, 846 nt
Organism: Priceomyces carsonii
Lineage: Eukaryota; Fungi; Ascomycota; Pichiomycetes; Serinales; Debaryomycetaceae
Gene: POR1
Product: porin
Exons: 1
Coding region: 1-846 (281 amino acids)
Biological process (GO): monoatomic anion transmembrane transport
Cellular component (GO): mitochondrial outer membrane
Molecular function (GO): voltage-gated monoatomic anion channel activity
Source: RefSeq, a predicted model, not a curated record